UCGCAUCUACCACCCCAACUCAGCUCAAACCAAGUAGCAAUGGCACCCCAAUACAAGAAAGGUCAAUCCGUCCGAUACAAGCCUGUUGGAGGACCGGACUCGAACACUUCGGAGAGCGUCGGUGUCAUUCGCGAUGUUCUCACUGAACCAGGCCGUCAGGCUGAUCGGAACGUCAACGCCAGCGAGGACGACCCCCGUUACGAGAUUGAGAACUCGAACACGGGCAAGCUAACCACCAUCUACGAGAAAAACAUUCUCGGCAAGGAGUAAUUGGCACUUGAACGUUUUUUUGUGCAGAUUCUGUAAUUGUAGAACACAUAAUUGAGAGCUAGUGACUUCGUCCUUCUUG
Molecule: messenger RNA, 349 nt
Organism: Coprinopsis cinerea okayama7#130
Lineage: Eukaryota; Fungi; Basidiomycota; Agaricomycetes; Agaricales; Psathyrellaceae
Exons: 3
Coding region: 40-270 (76 amino acids)
Source: RefSeq, a predicted model, not a curated record